CUCGUCUGCCCCACGUUCUUUCUUCUUUCAAACGCGUCAAGAUGUCGAAGAGAGGACGUGGUGGUUCCGCUGGAGCCAAAUUCAGAAUAUCCCUGGGUCUGCCAGUGGGUGCUGUUAUCAAUUGCGCUGACAAUACAGGUGCCAAGAAUCUGUAUGUGAUUGCUGUACAGGGAAUCAAAGGUCGGCUGAACCGUCUCCCAGCAGCUGGUUCAGGCGACAUGAUUGUUGCAACCGUGAAGAAGGGAAAGCCAGAACUAAGAAAAAAGGUAAUGCCUGCGGUGGUGAUACGGCAGCGGAAACCUUUUCGAAGGAAGGAUGGGACGUUUAUAUACUUUGAAGACAAUGCAGGGGUCAUUGUUAAUAAUAAAGGUGAAAUGAAAGGUUCUGCAAUCACAGGUCCAGUUGCAAAAGAGUGCGCCGAUUUAUGGCCCAGGAUAGCAUCGAACGCUAGCAGUAUCGCUUAAAACGAACCACUCUGUACAAAUAUAUUUUAUCCUUUAAUAAAUCUGGGUUCGAGCCCAUUUUUUUCUAUUUCA
Copidosoma floridanum is the source of this 536-nucleotide messenger RNA. RefSeq names its product ribosomal protein L23 (gene RpL23). The record is from RefSeq and is a predicted model, not a curated record. Gene Ontology annotation, molecular function: structural constituent of ribosome; large ribosomal subunit rRNA binding. Lineage: Eukaryota; Metazoa; Arthropoda; Insecta; Hymenoptera; Encyrtidae. Gene Ontology annotation, cellular component: cytosolic large ribosomal subunit; ribosome. Gene Ontology annotation, biological process: translation.